GUGUGUGUGCAUGUGUGUGUGUGUGUGCUGACGGACAGUCCCUCCCUCACACCUCACGCCCACUGGACAGUAAGAGCGCGGUUGGGAAACGGAAGGAAUCGCAGCAGCAGGAAACUCGGUGGCACUUUGGCGCUGCUGCUCUGCAUGACCACAGGGUGACGGUCGCCUCUUCAGGAAUAAACACCACCAGGAAAUCAUAGUUCAAAGUGACCGCCCGGGCACGCCUGCCUUCACCUACACUGCUGUAAUUCCAGGCUGAAGAGUCGAGGGGUGAUGGAUUGCCCUUCAGAUCUUUUCCAGCAGCAGCCGUCCCAGGUGUGCCACUUCGACCUGUACCACAGUCCACCAGAGUCCACCUCCACUGGCCCCAUCAUUUCUCCUCUUUUGCACCCCAACAGUGCCUCCCAGAGGUGGGGUGGAUAUAGGCAGGGACAGUGCUUAUUCUCUGACCUUCCAGCACAUGAGGAGGAACAGGAGGUGGAUGCAGACAGGUUUGGGAGAAAAUCAGCUGCAGGAGGAACCGGUAUUCCACAAUACCGACUUGGGGAUAGGAGAAGAAGUUCUGGUGACUGGAGUCAGGACCUUCUGAGAGUGAAGCAACUUAGAGUGGACAGUACUGUAAAGAGAGAGGCAGAGGCGGAAAGAGAAGGGCACAGAGGUAGGAGGAGUGUACCUCAAUUGGUAAGGGCAGAGAAGAGUGUAGAGGAAAGAGGGCGGAGGAAGGAGAGCAGGGAGGGGAGGCAGCGGCAACGGCGUGAGCUGAAACUCCAGUUAGAGGAAACCAGAGGAAAGCUGCUAGAGCUUCAGCGCAAAGUUUGGCAAGUAUAUGGAGAACAUCAUGUAGAGGAAGAGAAAGGAGGAGAAGGAGAUGAUGGAGUGAUGGAUGAGACAGCAGAGAUGUUCUCUGAAGGAGAAGCAGAAGAUCACCUCGGCAGUGGGCUCUAUCCUCCUCUGGGUCCUAACGAAAAAAAACAUGAAAGUACAGGGAAUGAGAAUUCCGAGGUGUUUCCAGAAACCCCCGUGGACCUGGACCUUGACAUGGAGCUGGACGGAGGUGGAGUGUGGCUAGGCUGCAGUCUGGUGCAAGGGGAGUGGGAGAAUAUAGGUGGCAGUGAGAAAUUUGCUCAGGCUCUGAAGCAGGAGCUGUCCAGCGCAGUAGCUCGGGUCAUUGACAGGGUUCUCCAUCUCUAUGCUGAAACUGAACAAACACCACCUUCCACUGCAGUUCUGGCCCCAGAGAUUCCCACUAGUAGGGCACUAGACCCAAACCCAGACAAGAAGCAAAGGCCUGGGGUGGCUGCCAGUAUGACAGAACAAGCUGAAGCACUGCCACUGGUUGCAAAGAGACCUCAAGAGAAAAGGAACCCCCUAAUUCAAGGCAGACACAAGAACCUCCUGAUCCCUCAAGCUAACUCCAGCUUACCCCUCUUACCCCAGCCCCAUCUUUCUGCACUCUUACCACCGAGGAACAAAGACUCCUUCCUGCCGUCCUGCCCUCCAAACCCUCCUCCGCUGCCCCUGCCUCUUCUCCAUUACACCAUGCAGCACCUCUUUACUCGUUCUCUUUCCAGUAUGCCACUCCACAAAGACGGGCUCCCCAAUGAACCCUUCAUGGACUUUCGCUCACACAAUCCCUCAUUCCCUCCCCUGCCUCUGCUUGGUCAGUUAAACCCACCUCUCGCUGAUAGAGGCAGAGAUGAGGGGAUGAGAGUAGGAAUUGAUGGAGGAGAUACAGCUCUCUAUCUUGGUCCUGGGGCAUCUCAGGAGGGUCUCUCUCCAUGUCAUCUGAAGAAAGCCAAGCUAAUGUUCUUCUACACACGUUACCCCAGCUCCAACACACUCAAGACUUACUUCCCUGAUGUCAAGUUUAACCGCUGCGUCACCUCUCAGCUCAUUAAGUGGUUUAGUAACUUCCGGGAGUUCUUCUACAUUCAGAUGGAGCGUUUUGCGCGCCAGGCAGCUCGUGAGAGUCCCGUCACAGCCAGAGAGAGGGGACUGCGUCUGAGCCGAAACUCUGAGCUCUUUCGCAUUCUGAACAUGCACUACAACAAGAGCAAUGACUACCAGGUGCCGGACAGGUUUGUGGAGGUGUCUGAAGUGGCACUACGUGAAUUCUUCACUGCUAUCCAGAGUGGACGUGAUGCUGACCCCUGCUGGAAAAAGUCCAUCUAUAAAAUCAUCUGCAAACUCGACAGCCCUGUGCCUGACAGUUUCCGCUUGCCAGGCUGCCCCAUGGACACACACCGCAUGGUCUAAAGAUGUUCAUGAGCAGUCACUCACACACAUGCACACGCACACGCAUGCAAACACACACAUACACACACAUCCUGUAGUGUAAGGAUUAAUGUGGAUAAUACACAGACAUGUUGACCAAAUGGAUUGGAGUUGGCAUACACACCCUCACACAUAUUGCCUGAUAAAAAUCAGUUCAGAUAAGCUGACAAAAAUACAUGUACAUUCGAACACAUACACACACUACAUGCCAAAAGUUUGAAAGCAAAAAUGGCUUUCCAAAAAUAAGCAUGAUUUUUUUUUUACCCCAAAGAAAUUACUGAUAAUAAUGUGUUUAUUAAGACAAAAGGGAUUUGGUUAAAUGUAUGCAGUAAUAAUCUACUUACUGACUCUUAAUUUGCUUUUGCAUUUUACAUUUAAAGCUGAGUUUUACUGCAAUCAUACAUCUGUGAUCUCACAUUCAGAUGGUCCUGAAAAACUGAUUCGGGUAUGUUAAAUUAGGAGUAAAUGGUUAAAUUGGACAGUGUUAAAAUUCAAAGACCAUGAAGGCUUUUCCCAUAUAGCAUGUUAAACUGUGAGCACAUGGUUGCAAACCAAUGAACGAUUUUACAUAAAGCUCUUUUUGGUAAGACAAAUGUCAUUAUACACGUUGUGCUGUGCUUGCUUCCGCACUUUUGGCCUGUAGUGUAUACAUACCUGCUAAAAUAUCAUAUAUACCAUUUGUAUAAUCUGAGAGUGAAUUAAUGGUGAUUUAUUGCCUUCCAGAUUUAAGAAACAGAAAUACAUAUGGCACAAAUGAAGUCAGUGGCCUUGUCGAAUGUAUAAACUCUAAAUAGGUCAUUGACAGGCAUUUUGGAAUUUUGGCUAUACUGUUCCCGGAGAGAUAAGCAUUAUCUGAAGAUAUUUAAAAGGCCUUUUCUAUUUAACAUGCUUAUUUACGUGUAUUUAUCAAGAAAACGACAAGAAAACAACCUUGGCCCUUGAUGUGGUUCAUUGUAAUUUUAUAUUCAAUUUGCUUAUUUGUCAUAAUGUUUGCUAUUAUGUGGCUAUUUCAUAAGACAUUGAGUGUAAAAAUGUGAAUUUUGAUGUGAUAGUACUACUUGUAAUUAAACGUGAAAGUUCAAGCACUUA
Messenger RNA from Pangasianodon hypophthalmus (striped catfish), 3363 nucleotides. It is a transcript of the gene prox3, whose product is annotated as prospero homeobox 3. Gene Ontology annotation, cellular component: nucleus. NCBI's taxonomy places the organism in Eukaryota, Metazoa, Chordata, Actinopteri, Siluriformes, Pangasiidae. The record is from RefSeq and is a predicted model, not a curated record. Gene Ontology annotation, biological process: regulation of transcription by RNA polymerase II. Bases 274 to 2256 code for a protein of 660 amino acids. Gene Ontology annotation, molecular function: DNA-binding transcription factor activity, RNA polymerase II-specific; RNA polymerase II cis-regulatory region sequence-specific DNA binding. The transcript is spliced from 5 exons.